Messenger RNA from Pseudonaja textilis, 2478 nucleotides. It is a transcript of the gene DCBLD1, whose product is annotated as discoidin, CUB and LCCL domain containing 1. Gene Ontology annotation, cellular component: plasma membrane. The record is from RefSeq and is a predicted model, not a curated record. NCBI's taxonomy places the organism in Eukaryota, Metazoa, Chordata, Lepidosauria, Squamata, Elapidae. Gene Ontology annotation, molecular function: signaling receptor activity.
GAGGGAGGAUCAGCAAAGAGGGAAGCGCUGCCCAUCUGGCGUGAGGGUUGGACGCGUCCUUUGAAGGAAAAGGAGCGGCUGCGGCGCACAAACCUUUCCCCGGCCGGGCGCGGCAGCGACUUUUGAAAAGCGCCGGGAGAAGCAAGUGAGCGAGACGGGCCUCCCAGGGCGCAGGUCCUGGAGACUAUGGGCCGCAGUCGUGGACUGGGUGUCCUCCUGUUGCUGCCCGCUUUGUUGUCCGGGAGCUCGGCGGAGAAGCUCGGUGAUGGAUGUGGGUCUAUAGUCAUCUACCGAGACAGUGGAACUCUGACAUCCAAAAACUAUCCUAGAACUUAUCCCAAUCAUACUGUCUGCGAAAAGAAAAUUCAGGUACCUCAUGGAAAGCAGCUGAUCUUAAAAAUUGGAGACUUGGAUAUAGAAUCCCAGAAAUGUGAAUUUAACUACCUUAUCAUCUACAAUUCCACAACAGUAUAUGGACCUUAUUGUGGCAACGUGCCCAUCCCCAAAGAAAUCAUCUUGGAUUUUCAUGAAGUAACCAUUCGCUUUGAGAGCAGGUCCCAUGUAUCUGGCCGGGGCUUUCUCCUGUCCUUCACCAGCAGUGAUCAUCCAGAUCUAAUCACAUGUCUGGAGAGAGGCAGUUACUACACAGAGCUGGAGUAUAGCAGGUACUGUCCUCCUGGUUGCAGAGAUAUAAUAGGAGAUAUUUCUGGUAAUAUCAUAGAAGGCUACAGAGAUACAUCCUUUUUGUGCAAAUCUGCCAUACAUGCUGGAAUCAUUGCAGAUGAAGUGGGUGGCCAGAUCAAUGUAGUUCAGUUGAAAGGAAAAAAUCGGUAUCAGAGUAUCUUGGCCAAUGGCAUCCUUUCCCAAGAUGGAUCUCUAUCAAACAAGCGAUUUAUUUUUAACUCAAAUGGUUGUGACACAGCACUGAGUUUAGGAGGUGGAGAUGCUUUGAAUAUUCAGAUGACCGCAUCAUCAUCCUGGAAUGAAAUCAAUGAAGUUGGGGACUUAGUUGAGUGGUCUCCUCAGAAAGCUUGGCUUAAAGUUCCUGGACCAUCUUGGGCAGCAAACCAGAGUAACCAUCAGCAGUGGCUGGAAAUUGACUUGGGAGAGAAAAUUAGAAUUACAGGAAUUAGAACUGCGGGGUCUACUGUGCUUCAUUUUAAUUAUUACGUGAAGACAUUUGUUGUGAACUAUAAAAAUAAUAACACAAAAUGGAGAACCUACAAAAGAAUCUUAAGCAAUGAAGAAAAGGUAUUCAAAGCCAACUCAAAUCAUGGAGAUGUAGUUCGGAAUAAUUUUAUUCCCCCUAUAGUAGCUCGUUUUCUGAGAAUUAUUCCACAGACCUGGUACAAAAGAAUAGCCCUGAAAGUGGAACUUAUUGGUUGUCGAGCAGUCCGAAGUAACAGCUCUCUUAUUCAUCCACUCGGGCAAAGACCAAGUCAAAGCACAGGCGUUCCCACUAAAAAAGAUGACCGAUCAAGCACAGAAUAUAUACCUUUAGUUGAAACCAACUUAGGACUGAAUCUUAUGGCUGUCAUUAUUCCAACCCUUGUGGUGCUUUUGCUGCUCCUGUUAUUGGGAACCUGGAUCUUUACUGCACUACGAAAAAAAGGAAAGCAAGCUACUACGUAUGGUUCAUCUGACACUGGAAAACCAAGUUUCUGGAAACAAAUUCAACCACCCUUUGUCCGAUAUCAGUCUGCAGAAUUCACCAUCACUUACAAUAAUGAAAAAGAGGCACCCAAAGAGCUGGAACUGAUCACAAGCGAGAUGACAGAUUAUCAUCAGCCCAUCAUGAUAGGAACUGGGACAGUUUCCUGGCAGGGAUCUACUUUUAAACCAAUGGACACGGAGGAUGAGAAAAAAUGUCUCUCAGAGAACAAAAAUCAUUACAACCGCCCGCAAAAAAGAAAUCACCAUGAUUAUGCGCUACCUCUGACCAAUCAGGAACCGGAAUACGCCACACCUAUUGUAGAGCGAUGUACAGGAAUUGAAAAUGUUUUUUCUUCAGAUAAUUGCUACAACGUUCCUGCUGUUUCUUCUUUUCCUUCUGGAACUUUUCUUGCCUUAUGCGAGGCAGAUGGGAACAGUGGAGAUUAUAAAAUACCACAAAACAUUAAAGAGUAUGAUAAGCCUAAAACUAGUAUCUUGCCCAUAGUGGACUAUAAUACAUGCUAUCAAAAACCACAGGCCAAAUCCCUGACAAAUGAAGAUUACUCAACACCUAGAUACAACCUCAAACCAAUAAAUCAGACUGCAGUGACAGCACUCUUAUAAUCCAGAACUCAUGAAAGGAUCCAGGAAAAGGAAAGGACCUAAGAAUACUGACAUUCCUGCAGAAUUUGAGUAAUAGGCCAAUUUUCCUUCUUUUCACCAUGAGGAGCCUUCAGAAUAAGGUCUGCAAGCAGUGGAUUCUCUACAGUUGAGUUGUUGGUGCUCCAUUUAAUACCGUGCAAUGUGUACAUACAGUUUUAAUUU